AUGCAGUUGGAAAACCAAUGGUUAUCCCGUUAUCCCAAACCAGAACGCUGUGUCUAUGACCAAGGCGGCGAGUUCUUGGGAGAAGACUUUCAAAAAGUCUUGAGACGCCACGGGCUUCACCCUGGUGGCUCAACAGUCAAGAACCCACAGUCCAAUGCUGUAUGUGAACGUCUCCAUCAGUCUAUUGGCAAUGCUCUCAGAGCAAUCAACCAUGACAACUAUCCUCCAAAGAAUGCUGCAGAAGCAGCUGAGCGAAUCGACUCUGCACUGCAGACAGCAGCAUCUGCAGCACGCACUGCCAUGCAUACCACAAUGAAACUAUCUCCAGGCUCAAUGGCCUUCCAUAGAGACAUGAUUCUCAACAUUCCUCUCAUUGUGGACUUUGAGCUUUUGCGUCAACGACGUCAAGCAUUGAUUGACCGCAAUCUCCUACGUGCCAAUGCUAAGCGCAUUGACUUUGACUACCAGCCAGGUCAACCAGUCCUGAAGCUGUCUGAUAAUCCCAAAGCAAUGGAACUUAGGGCACAUGGGCCCUACACAAUCACCCGUAUCCAUACAAAUGGCCCGGUCGUUAUCCAACUAGAUAACAAUGUAACGGAACGAAUCAACAUUCGCCGCAUCAAACCAUACCGUACUUGA
Molecule: messenger RNA, 639 nt
Organism: Seminavis robusta
Lineage: Eukaryota; Bacillariophyta; Bacillariophyceae; Naviculales; Naviculaceae
Source: the annotation of a GenBank genome assembly